Messenger RNA from Exophiala spinifera, 1224 nucleotides. RefSeq lists its product as uncharacterized. Lineage: Eukaryota; Fungi; Ascomycota; Eurotiomycetes; Chaetothyriales; Herpotrichiellaceae. The record is from RefSeq and is a predicted model, not a curated record. The coding region runs from base 1 to 1224 and encodes 407 amino acids. The transcript has a single exon.
AUGAUUCGACUGAUCAAGACGUCCGAUCUGUCCCAGCAUGUAUUCGAGGGGAGAUCUGUCCCUGGGUAUGUCAUUCUUUCCCAUCGGUGGGAAGAGGGGGAAAUAUCUCUGGGGGAACUGCAGGGUAAUCUCAACCUCCACAAACAAGGCUGGUUGAAGCUUCAGCGUUUCUGCCAAUUUGCCGAAACAAGAGGCCACCGCUUUGUCUGGAUAGACACCUGCUGCAUCGACAAGACUAGCAGCGCCGAGCUCCAAGAAGCCAUCAAUUCCAUGUUCAGAUGGUAUCGACGGGCAGAGUGCUGCUACGUAUACCUAUGCGACGUGCCGGCUAGAGAUGAUCUCGAUCUGCCCGAAUGGACAAAGAUCUUCAAAGCUAGCAAGUGGUUCACUCGUGGAUGGACUCUCCAAGAGCUCCUCGCUCCCCACAGACUGACCUUCGUAUGCUCGGAUUGGAAAGAAGAGAUUGGUUCAAGACAGUCGUUGAGCCACGAAGUGAGUGAAGUCACCAGAAUUCCUGAGAAGCCUCUUGUCCAGGGCUGGUCUCUGAAGGAUGAUUUUGGAGGUGCAGAAUUCACCGUCGCCCAGAUUAUGUCUUGGGCAUCCAAACGCUCUACUACACGCGUCGAAGAUACGGCGUAUUCAAUGAUGGGUCUUUUCCACAUCAACAUGCCUUUGCUGUACGGAGAAGGGUCGAAUGCUUUUAUCCGGUUACAGCUGGAGAUCAUGAGCAAAUACGACGAUAACAGUUUGUUUGCGUGGGGCAUUCCCCUCAGAGAUCGGCAUUUUGAGUCCAAUAGUGCUCUGAACCGAGCUCUCGACAUCCCAGAAGCAUACUGGUGGGGUGGUCUCCUUGCCCCUGCAAUCCAUUGUUUUGAAGAUUGCGCAGGCCACUUCCACCAUCUUGAGAGGUACGAAGAUGCACGAUUGUUCUCAAUGACCAGCAAGGGAAUUCAAGUGGAAGGACUCCUAAGAAGGUAUGAAAAAGCCCGCUACGGAGGUAGCCAUUGGCUUCUACCUCUCAACUGUGGCCGGGAGGCUCAUCUGAAGCAUCGACUCGGGAUUGUACUAGCGGGAGAUGGUCAACUUGCCAUGAGGGUGGUAAAUGUGCAAAGCGUUGAGCCUGGCUUGGUGGAAUGUCAUUGGGACGCGGAAAGAGAAUUGAAGGCCGAAUAUGAGUACCGCAGGGUUUUUGUCCCACAAGCCUGGCCAGGCGAUUUCGACUAA